AACUCACUGUCUUCUCUUCCACUUUCCAAAAAAGCACUUCUCGUCUUCUUCCUCUCUUCCUCCUUGCUCUCACCCGAAACCGCUUCUCAAAGCCACACCACACCAAUUAAAUAACAUUCACAAUCCUUCUCCUUCUUCUACAAUGGUCGACGUCGACCGGAGAAUGUCCACCCUCAACCCCGCCCACAUCGCCGGCCUCCGCCGUCUCUCCGCCCGCGCUGCCGCCACUUCAUCCGCCCCCCUCCGCAACGGCCUCCUCUCCUUCUCUUCCCUUGCCGAUAAAGUCCUCACCCAUCUUCGAAACUCCGGCGUUGACGUCCAGCCCGGUCUCUCUGACGCUGAAUUUGCCCGAGCCGAGGCCGAGUUCUGCUUCUCCUUUCCACCUGAUCUCCGGGCGGUCCUCUCCGCCGGCCUCCCUGUCGGCCCCGGCUUCCCAGACUGGCGCUCCGCCGGCGCACGCCUCCAUCUCCGGUCAUCCCUCGACCUCCCUAUUGCUGCAAUUUCCUUCCAAAUCGCGAAAAAUACACUCUGGUCCUGCUCUUGGGGCCAAAAACCGGCCGAACCAGAAAAGGCAUUAAGGAUCGCGAGAAAUUUACUUAAACGAGCCCCUGUCUUGAUCCCCAUUUUCAACCAUUGCUACAUUCCUUGCAACCCGCCCUUGGCCGGGAACCCAAUUUUCUUUGUUGAUGAGAAUCGGGUUCUUUGCUGUGGGUUGGAUUUGUCUGAUUUCUUCGAACGGGAGUCUCUAUUUCGGUGCUCUGUUUCGGAUUCCGAUUCCGAUCCUCUAUUCUCGAAACAGAGGUCUCUCGCAGAGAAGUCUAUAGGACCAUCGGCGAAUUUCUCACGGCGGAGUGUGGAUUCAGGGGUUGUAAGAACGCCGAGGUGGGUCGAGUUUUGGAGCGAUGCCGCCAUGGACCGGCGGCGGAGGAACUCGUCGUCGUCGUCGAAUUCUUCCCCAGAUCGAUUCAUCGAGAUGCCGAGAUCUGAAAUCCCGAAGUGGGUUGGGAAGUAUAUUGGGGAAUUGGGAUCGGUUUUAAGGACCGGUGGGUGGAGUGAAUCGGAGGUGGCGGAGAUGGUGGAGGUCUCAGCGGCGGGAUUCUUUGACAGCGAGAUGGUUAUGUUGGACAAUCAGGCGGUUUUGGAUGCUCUUCUUUUGAAAGUGGACCGUUUUUCCGGUUCGUUGCGGCGGUCCGGUUGGAGCUCCGAGGAGGUUUCUGAGGCGUUUGGGUUCGAUUUUCGGCCGGAGAAGGGGAGGAAACUGGCUAAGAAGCUAUCGGCAGAACUAGUGGAGCGAAUUGGGAAACUGGCUGAGUCGGUUUCCCGGUCAUGAUACGUGACUUCCUUUUUUUUUCCCCUUUUACUAUUGAUAAAUUUUCGAACUUUAAGGGAUUGAAUUUUCUUUCCUCCCUCGUUUUAGGUAAAAGAGAAAGAAAAGGGCAAAAAAGUAAAGGUAUAUGGAAAUACGAGUUUGUACUAUUUGGACAAAGUUUAUAUAGAGAAGGAUAAUACAUCACUUUUGGUUUUUUUUUUCCA
Benincasa hispida (wax gourd) is the source of this 1533-nucleotide messenger RNA. RefSeq lists its product as uncharacterized. The record is from RefSeq and is a predicted model, not a curated record. Lineage: Eukaryota; Viridiplantae; Streptophyta; Magnoliopsida; Cucurbitales; Cucurbitaceae.